Messenger RNA from Oncorhynchus mykiss (rainbow trout), 2434 nucleotides. RefSeq names its product beta 3-glucosyltransferase a (gene b3glcta). Gene Ontology annotation, molecular function: glycosyltransferase activity. NCBI's taxonomy places the organism in Eukaryota, Metazoa, Chordata, Actinopteri, Salmoniformes, Salmonidae. The record is from RefSeq and is a predicted model, not a curated record. Gene Ontology annotation, cellular component: membrane.
UGCAGCAUUUGGCCACAAGAGCGCGAGCCUGAGCCACACCAGAUGAGGGGAAGGUGACAACAUUCGCGUGCCUUUUAGUCCGAAAGAUUGUGGGUAAAGUAAAACAUUCCAUUCCAAACACUGUCAAAGCCACACCGGAGGCUGUCAACAGCUUACUUCCACACACUUCAGCAUCUCUCCGUCUUGCACGAUGAUCCCCGACAACCAAGAUAUCAGACACACAGUUGGUUUUUAUUUCAUUUUUCUGUUGUUCGUUCCUGUCAACAUUGUCAUCGGCAGCACAAGACCAGGCUCCCAGAACCAGGAUUCAGAGGAAGUCCUCUAUGACAGCCAGCUAGACCUGCGAGAGAUAGUAUUUGUGAUCCAGAGCCAGAGUAACUCAUUCCACAUGAGUUGGGCGGAGAGACAGAGAGCAGACCUGUUACAACAGACUCAGAGCCUCACACAGACACCCCCUCCAGUCCUGCUCCUCCACAGUCUGACAGACAAUGAGGGAGACUGGAGCAUCCUUCCUCUGCUGCCUUACCUCUCCUCGUUGUUUGGGAAGAACUCAUCCUGGUUGGUGUUUCUGGAAGAGGAAACUAACGUCAAGGUGACCAAGCUGCUCCAGGCCCUCAGGAAGUUUGACAGGAGAAAAGAGUGGUUCCUGGGUAAACCUCUCCAUGACGAGGAGUCGACCAUCAUCCACCACUACGCCUUUGCAGAGAACCCCUCCAUCUUUAAAUACCCAGACUUCUCUGCUGCCUGGGCCCUUAGCAUCCCCCUGCUUGACAGGCUCGCAAACAAAGUGAGAGAUGAUCCACUCAAGUCUGACUUCACUAUCGAUCUGAAGCAUGAGGUAGCUCUGUAUAUCUGGGAGAAUGGCCAAGGGCCUCGUCUGACGGCAGUCCCAGAGCUGUGUACUGAGCCAGAACACUCUCCCACUGCCCAACACUGUGCUACCACGCUCAGGAGACCUGCUCCUCUGUGUGGGGAGCCUGUAAAGAAGGAAGACAUCUUUGUUGCUGUGAAAACUUGCAAGAAGUUUCAUAGCGAGAGAGUCCCAGUGGUGAAGAAGACGUGGGAGAGAGAGGCAUCUCUGUUGGAGUAUUACAGUGACCACACUGACCCCUCCAUACCUACCAUUGACCUAGGAGUCCCCAACACAGAGAGAGGUCAUUGUGGGAAGACGUUUGCCAUCUUGGAGAGGUAUAUCAGCGAUGCGGUGCCAAAGACGAGUUGGCUGCUGGUGGUGGAUGAUGACACACUCAUCAGCCUGCCCAGACUGCAGAUGCUGUUGAGCUGUUACAACCCCUCUGAACCGGUGUGUCUAGGGGAGAGGUACGGCUACGGGCUGGGCCAGGGAGGCUACAGCUACAUCACCGGAGGAGGGGGGAUGGUGUUCAGUAGGGCAGCGGUAGUGAGGCUCCUGGCCAGUGACUGCAAGUGUUACCGUGAUGACGCCCCUGAUGACAUGGUGCUGGGGAUGUGUCUCAACGCUCUGGGGCUCCCUGUCACACAUAGCUCCCUCUUCCACCAGGCACGACCUGAAGACUACUCCAGAGACUUCCUAGCCCACCAGGUGCCCAUCUCUUUCCACAAACACUGGAACAUCGACCCCGUCGCCGUCUUCAACAGGUGGCUAAAGGAUGAGUCGAUGUCAACAAGCACACACGGACUAAACAAGAGCACCAAGGAAGAGUUAUAGUCACUCAGACACUAUGUGUGUGUGUGUGUGUGUCAUGGACAAACAUAUUGUCAGCAUGUUUCCUCCAUCGGUGUAAAUGUUUUCUAUAUUGUGAAUCUUGCGGAGAUAUCAUUUGGAAGGUUCAUGCAAGCCUGUCCCUGACUGUGUAUAUGGGAACUUAUUCAUGACUGAGGCCAGGAUUCAAUCCAAGGCGCGUUAGAGCAGCGCAAUAUAAUGGACUUUCAAAGGUAAAUGAUGCUUGAGUCGACAUGCUAGCAUUGACCAUGAAUGCGAUCUCGGCGAACGCCGGGGAAAACGUCUUUGGAUAACAUAUUGUCGGCUGUCUAACGCUCAGCUAUACAUAUUGAAUCCCGGCCACAGUUUCAAUUGAUUUGCAUGUUGAGGUUGUCAGUGUGUGUUCAGAUCUUGUCUGUGUAUAUUUAUAUGAUAUAAUCUAUUCCUUGCCAAGUUGAACAGUGAAACUGUUUUUUUUUUUUUUCUCAAGGACAUAUUACUUAUUACAUUAUUACUACAUGCUGUACAAUGUGUACUAUUUUGAUAUCAAAGUGUUAUUACUUAAAAAUAUAUGUUUGAGCUGUCUUAUUGGAGUUUUAUUUCUGGCAUUUGGUUUCAGGAUUAAUUAAUGACUAUUAAUUGUGAAUGUAAAUAAUAGGGGCUAUGAAAACAUGUGUGUGUUUUCAUUGCCCCUAUUAUCACACACACCAAAUACUGUUGAAUGCAAUUUCAAAUAGAAGCUAUGAGAAAUGA